This is a messenger RNA of Yamadazyma tenuis ATCC 10573, 803 nucleotides long. Its product is annotated as transcription factor of the MADS box. NCBI's taxonomy places the organism in Eukaryota, Fungi, Ascomycota, Pichiomycetes, Serinales, Debaryomycetaceae. The record is from RefSeq and is a predicted model, not a curated record. Gene Ontology annotation, biological process: positive regulation of transcription by RNA polymerase II. Gene Ontology annotation, molecular function: DNA-binding transcription factor activity, RNA polymerase II-specific; RNA polymerase II cis-regulatory region sequence-specific DNA binding; protein dimerization activity.
AUGAGUGAAGCUACCGAACCAAAAUUGCAAAUGCCAGAAGGGCUGCCAGGUAACACCUUAGGCACUUCCUCAAUAGACCAACUCCCUUUCGACGGCAACGAUGAUGACGACAAACAAACUGGAGGUGGAAAACUGCAGAAGGAAAGAAGAAAAAUCGAAAUCAAGUUCAUCCAGGAUAAGACCAGAAGACAUAUAACCUUCUCCAAGAGAAGAGCUGGGAUCAUGAAGAAGGCAUACGAGUUGUCUGUGUUGACCGGAACCCAGGUUUUGUUGUUGGUGGUGUCUGAGACCGGGUUAGUGUACACUUUUACCACUCCCAAGUUGCAACCUUUGGUCACCAAGAGUGAGGGUAAGAACUUGAUCCAGGCGUGUUUGAAUGCUCCCGAGGAAGGAUUGGGUGACGACCAGGACAACCAAAGUGAAGGAAACUCGCCUGAUUCUCCAGAACCUGCUCAGCAGCAGCACCAGCCAUCGGCUCAACCCCAGCAGGUGCCUACUCACCCUCUCCACCACCAGCAAAUCCAGCCCGGUGUUGCUGCCAACCAGUUUCCUCCUGGAGCCCAUUUGACUCCUGGAGCCCAUUUGCCUCCUGCAGCCCAUUUACCUCCUGGAAUGCCAUACCCUCAGUCGCAUCCCCAGAUGCCUAUGCCUCCCCAAGGGUACAACGACCCCAACGUAUACCAACAGUACUUUAACAUGCAAAAUGGUAAUAUUCCUAACCAGCAGCAGUACCAGUAAAUGGGUGUCCGUGAUAUUUAGUUUGCUUAAAAUAUGUUUUACUGUAAUGUAUGUGAGAUCUUAAA